Messenger RNA from Drosophila rhopaloa, 3204 nucleotides. RefSeq lists its product as uncharacterized. The transcript has 9 exons. The record is from RefSeq and is a predicted model, not a curated record. Gene Ontology annotation, molecular function: acyltransferase activity, transferring groups other than amino-acyl groups. Lineage: Eukaryota; Metazoa; Arthropoda; Insecta; Diptera; Drosophilidae. Bases 290 to 2758 code for a protein of 822 amino acids.
GGACAAUCAGUUGACGUUGAAUGUUUCGUCUUGGCGGUCGCUUAAUUUAAUUCGCUGACGAACGAUCCGAGCAAUCAUCGAUCGCCGGAGUUACAUCUUUUUGAUAUAUUCGAUUUGAAUAUUUUUUAAAUAAAUAUAUUGCAUAGAGAUAUAUUCAUUUUUUUCUGGUGUUCUUGAGUUUGCAUCCUUUGUUCAUUGUUCAGUGUGUGUGUGUGUGAUUAUGUGCCAGAGAACUGCUGGAAAUUAGUAGUCAUUUAUACGUGAGGCAAUCAAGGAUCCUGGCUCAAGGAUGUCGCUGGCCAUUUGGACCCUGAUCUUGGCUGGCAUUGUGGCCUGCAAUGGGGUGGUGCAGCCCACCUGCAAUCUGAAGGACAACUGCAAUUUGGGCGACAACCUGCUGGGCGGAGCAAGUGCCGCCACCGAAUCCGGCGAUGUAACCGCCGAUAAAUUGGAGAGCAAAAUAGCCUCGAUCUUCGAGGAUAAGGUUAACUAUAGUCUCAAGCUGUUCGCCGAUGAUGCGACCACCACGAUCCUGGAAUACCAGACGGCCAAUCUCAGUCAACUGCAUGCCACACCGCCUGGUAACUACACGCUCCAUCAAAUGGAACACCAAAUGGCCACAGAUGAUGAGGAUCAGGAGGAGGUGGAGGAGGAUGAACGGGUUUAUUUAUACAACAUUGGCAGGCGUUUUCUGGCGAUUACGCAACCAUUCGAUUCCGCCAGAAAUCCGGAUGCCUCGUCGCUAUGUCGUCGCCAGAUGCAUCAGUUUCUGAACGCCUUGGACAACUUCGAUCUGUGGGCACUGAAGAUGCAUGAUGCCAGUGGGAAAUUGAACUCCGGAAUCUUGAAUGGCAAUAUCAAUCAACCCGGCGAUUUCGAUCAGUGCCUGGGCAUUCAGCAGCGGAUGAAGGAUCAGGAUUUGGAGCAGGAUCGGGAUGAGGACUCCAUUAUCCGUGGCCAGUAUUGCUUGGCCUACGCCCAACCAGUUCUGCCCCACAACUCGAAGCGAUUGCAGAGCUUCUUCAAGCUGAUUCAAUCCCACGGGCCUUUCAAAAGCGAGUUCAAUGACCCCGGUCACCGAGUGCCCCGGUACUCACUGAUCAACUGGGGUCUCUGCGUGCCCUCCGGCUGCUCGGCCCGCGAUGUGGAGUUCAGUGUGGCGGAGUUCCUGGCCAACCAGACCGCCGCCACGGGCAUCACCUUCAAUGUCCGCGUGGAGCCGCAGAUGUGCCAGGUGCGCGACCAGCGACCCUGGGACCGGAACACCACCUGGGCGGUCCGCUUCUUCGUCCUCGUGCUCUCAGUGGCGAUCCUGUCCACCAUCUACGAUCGAUCCACCAAGUCGCAGGCCAAGCAGAACGCCUGGCUCACGGCAUUUUCGCUGGACAAGAACCUGCGCUGGCUGUUCAGCACGAGCAGUGCUCCGGGGGACAUUGAGGCGGUCCAUGGCAUUCGGUUUCUGAACGCCAUCAUGCUGAUCUUCUCGCACAAGUCGAUGGCCAUGUUCUUCAAUCCGUACAACAACCGCACGGCCAUGUCGGAGAGUCUGGGCCAGCCGUGGACGGUGAUUGGACGGGCUGCCUCCCUGUACACGGAUCCCUUCCUGCUCUUCAGCGGAAUGCUCACUGCCUACUCCCUGUUCGGUCGCCUCAUGAAGCAGCAGCCCAUUAGGCUCAAGAACGAGUACAUCAGUCGGCUGAUGAGGAUUGUUCCGCCCCUGGCCGCCUUGAUCCUGUUCUGCACAUAUGUGCUGCCCCUGUGGGGCAGUGGACCACAGUGGAACCUCGUGGUGGGCCACCAUGCGGACAUCUGCAAGAAGAACUGGUGGCGCAACCUGCUCUUUAUCCACAACUACUUCGGCUUUAGCGAGAUGUGCUUGACGCACACGCACCAUCUGGGCAUCGACACGGAGCUCUUCGCAGUGGCUCCGCUCCUCAUCCUGGGACUCUGGCGGUGGCCACGACGGGGUCUCUUCACCCUGCUGCUCCUCUGCACCGUGGGAACGGCGGCUCGGUACUACACAACGAUUGUCAACCAGCUGUCCAACUACAUUUAUUUUGGCACCAAUAUCCAACGCCUGUUCCGCACCGCCGACUACAUGUACUCGUUCCCGCCCCACCGCUCCACGGUGUACAUCAUGGGCAUCCUGUUGGGCUAUGUGCUGCGCAAGUACCAGAACGCCAAGCUGAGCAGCCUGCAGCUGCGACUCGGAUGGCUGGUGGCCACCGCCUGUGUCCUGGCCUCGCUCCUGGGACCCGCACCCAUGGGGGACAUCAACUACGUGUACAACUCCACGCAUGCGGCCAUAUAUGCCGCCUUUGCGCCGAUCGCCUGGUGCCUGUUCUUCUCCUGGAUCGUCUUCGUCUCCCACAAUGGAUACACAAAUAAACUGACGAAGCUGUUCGCCUGGCGCGGUUUCCAGGUGUCCACGAAGCUAUCGUACGCCAUUUACCUGACGCAGUUCCCCGUGUUCUUCUUUAAUGUCGGCCGAAGGCGUCACAUUCACCAUUACUACAACUUUGUUUCGAUUAUUCUCGACACCAACGAAUUCAUAUCGAUCUUCCUGGCCUCCGUGGCCCUGACAGUGCUCUUCGAUGCGCCCUUCCAGAAUCUGAAGAAGCUGCUGAUCAAGCGACCCUCUGCGAAGGUGGCGAAAAAAGAUGAUGUUGCAGAUUCGAGAACGGAGUCCCAGGAUGCGACGACACUAGCCUCAGAGCCCAGCAGCACUGCCCUUAAGCCGCAUCCACACUCCGAUUAGUCUGCACACAACACAGUCUUUCUUAGCUAUAACUUGUAAAUGUCUUAGCAUUUAGUGGCAAUAUGUUUAGUAACCCCAGCGAUAUUCCCAAAUCCCGAAUCCCAAUUCCGUCCAUCCAACUCCUCCCCAAAAACGCCCUUAGUUUAAGUGGAACGCUUUAUACAUUGUAAAUUGUACUGUUAGUCAAAUCGAGCGACAAAUGAGAACCGAUUCGUAGUCAUAAACCAAUCAAUCACUGCUUGUUGUACGAUAUUAUCUUGCUUGCUAAACCGGGCUUCGAGAGGCAGUCACUGCUGACCCCAAUAAAAAUCAACUAUAUUGGGGUCCCAGCUGAGACUCUCGGAACCCAUGUUUCUUAGAAUACGUUACCUUAAGCGAGGUCGAAUGUCAGUUUUUUUUAAUGGUAAUUUAAAAAAUAAAUAACAAAUAAAUGUUUAAAAACCUUA